GGAAGCAAAAUGAAUAGAAGAUGUAAAAUAAAAAUGGGAAGCUAAAUAAAGGAAUGUAAACAAAUGAUGUUCCUCUCUACGUAUUUAUUGUCUCUAAUUGUUAAUUCUGUUUCAUUUUCUACGUUAUUUCUAUUUUUUUAUUCAAGUCAUACAAUUCAAAUGGUUUAGUGCGAUGCUUCCUGUGGACAAUAGGUGUUCACGUUCUUUGAUGAACGAAGAAAUAAUGACUAACCAUGACCCUUUGCCUAUUGAGGCAGUUGAUUCAUCCGUUGGUAUAUCUUCAGAGGAUCUUCCACACUAUUUAAAUUGUGUUGAAUCGAUCAAACAUAUGACUUCAUCAUUCCUGAAACCCCAACAAUCACCACUGUCUCGCCCGAUGCAAAGGAAAUUGAUUAGUCUCUUGCAAUGCCAACUUGUCGAAGGAGAAGGUCGAUUACGAGCCAUGAGAAAUGCUCGAUCCAUCGGUGAAAGAGCUUUAUCCGAGCUUCUCAUAAAGCAUCAAGAUCCUCGUACAUUGAGUGCCAAUUUAUGGGCUGCUGUUCGCGCUAGAGGCUGCCAAUUCUUGGGACCCGCAAUGCAAGAAGAAGUCUUGCGACUUGUUUUGUUAGCUCUAGAAGACGGAAGUGCUCUUUCUCGCAAAGUUCUUGUUAUGUUUGUUGUUCAAAGAUUGUCACCUCAUUUUCCUCAUCAAGCCAGUAAAACUGCUAUUGGUCAUGUUAUCCAGUUGUUAUAUCGGGCUAGCUGCUUUAAGUUAACUAAAAGAGAUGGUGAUUCAAGUUUGAUGCAACUUAAAGAAGAGUAUCGCAGUUAUGAUGCCUUAAGAAGGGAACAUGAUAAUCAAAUUGUAACAAUUGCGCUGGAAGCUGGCCUACGGAUCUCUCCAGACCAAUGGUCAUCACUUCUUUACGGAGAUUCUGCACAUAAAUCGCACAUGCAAUCCAUUAUCGAUUCUCUGCAAUCACCAUCAUCUUUUCAACAAUCAAUUACUGAGCUAAUGUCUGCUCUUCAACGUACAGGUGAUCCUGCAGGACUAGCCAACCUCAAAGAACAUUUUGACCGGUUAGCGAAUAUUGAUUUGGGUAUAAAUAAUGAACAUCCAGUUCAUCCAUCGCAUUCUGAGUUAGCUUCAAUCCUUGAAUCAUCAAAAAUUUUGACUUCUCGAUUAAUUGAGUUUUUGCACAACCAUUCCUCUGGAUUGUUUCGAUCUAACACAAAUCAUCGACCGUCGAUAGCAAUUCCGGCUAAUUUAACCCAGAAUCGUGUUAAUCGAGUAAAAUCUCUUCCUAUCGUUUCAUCUAAUACAAGUCAACCAUCUUCAUCGCCAAUUCAAAGUCCCACAGAGAAAUCAAUUUUUCACUUUAUUCCAUCUCGGCCAAAAGAUAUCGUUACUCAUCGACCCUGUUCUUCCACACUUGCCAAUCGAAAUGUUAAUACAUUGAUUUCUCAUCCUCAUCAAUUAACAUCAUCAACUCCUCCACUUCCUCUGGCUUCUUAUCAUCCAACAGCCUUUCCUCCACCACCCAACAAUCAUCCUCACCAUCAUAUAACUGUCUCUCCUUAUUUAAUUGCUGGACAUUCAAAGUUCCCAACAGACAGUGAAUCCGUUGCAUCUAACUCUAUUGCUCUGGCAACUAUUCCUACUAUCCUAAUUGACCCAAACUCAGGUCAUCAUCACCCUAGUCCUGGACCAACGGCCAUAUUAAGUUCAUCCAAGUUGACUGGCCUUAUAACCCCAGUCACACCAAUCUCGCUUAAAACUGAUACUAAUUUAACAUCAUCUACUUCACGUCCACCUUUCUCUCUGAAAACUGCCGCACUGCCUUCCGAUGAUGAUCAAUUCAUACCUUUCGAUGAAAGAUCAUUCGUCUCAAAAUAUGGUCCUAUUUCUCGAACUAUGAAUCUUAUCAACACACCAACAGUUGCCAGUCCAGGCUCCAACUCUCAGCGAGUAUGUAACAAUAAUUUUAUUGGAAACAGUGCUGCAGAAACACAACCCACCAAUGUAAUACUUGGACGACCACUUCCUUCCCUAACACUCAUCCAGCCUCUUCAACAAUUGGUACUAACAGCUACAUCGGCAAUUUUAACUGAUGACCCACAAACAUUUAAUCAUAAUCAAACGGAUCGACUGCAAGACAACCCUUAUCCAGAUGAAUCUGUUGUUCGUCAAGUUAACAAUGUUGCUCCUGCUAUAUCAUUAGCUUAAAAAGUUAUCAUCAUUUGACUUGAAAGUUUCAUAGAAACACAAUAAAACUCGCAUCAUUUAAUUAAAUUAAUGGCAUGAGAUCGCGAUCGAUCUAAUCGUUACUCAUACAGAAUUAUAUUCUCCGAAAACCACUAAUGAAUGUCCUCGAGAUUUGAUGAAAAAACUAAAAGGACCAAUAUGGUAAUAGAAACUGAAAAAACUGAAAGCAUGACUAGGAUCCCCAAAAAUCACUUUUAAAAAAGGCUUUUCAUUUUGCUCAUUAUUUUCCAAGUCUAUUGUUGUCCCUAUGUAAACCAUUGAUUCUCAUCUAAACAUUGCGAUUUAUUUUUUAUAUUAACUGAUUGCGUCCCAAAGUGUAUCCUUUAAUUUAUUACUUUUCACUCCAAAGAGUUUAUUCAAUAUUUAAGGAUAUAUGGUGAAAUGGUUAGCACUGUGUUUAAAUCCAUAACCGAUAAUAGACGAAGAUGGUUGCAGGGGAAAGAAAGAUAACAAUUCCUGAUUACUCUAUUACUUGUUGGUUACUUUGAAUUAAUUGAACAUGAAGCCUUGCGCUCAAUCAUAACUUUUGUGCUCUGGAACAGUUCAGUGGUUUUUGGCGCUCUAUCUUCAACAAAAGAGAUAAUAAAUUAAAUAAAAGUGUAUUAAAUUUAUAAAGUUUCACUAUUA
Tetranychus urticae (two-spotted spider mite) is the source of this 2872-nucleotide messenger RNA. RefSeq lists its product as uncharacterized. The record is from RefSeq and is a predicted model, not a curated record. Gene Ontology annotation, cellular component: cytoplasmic stress granule. Lineage: Eukaryota; Metazoa; Arthropoda; Arachnida; Trombidiformes; Tetranychidae. Gene Ontology annotation, molecular function: double-stranded RNA binding; RNA stem-loop binding; mRNA binding. Gene Ontology annotation, biological process: protein polyubiquitination; nuclear-transcribed mRNA catabolic process, deadenylation-dependent decay; ubiquitin-dependent protein catabolic process.